Messenger RNA from Pogona vitticeps (central bearded dragon), 1845 nucleotides. Lineage: Eukaryota; Metazoa; Chordata; Lepidosauria; Squamata; Agamidae. The record is from RefSeq and is a predicted model, not a curated record.
CUGAGGGAGAGGGAAGGGAAGAAGUGUCUGCGGCUGAACCCGGAUGUCCCUGUCUGGGUCUCCAAGCAGCGGAUUCUCUGCACCUUGAACCACAGCCUGAAAGAUGUCCUCAAUUAUGGCCUCUUCCAGCCAGCCUUCAACGGCCGGGCAGGGAAGUUCCUGGAUGAAGAGCGGCUGCUGAGGGAGUACCCCUUGAACCCAGACACCCCAGUACCUUACCUGGAGUUCCGGUACAAGAGGCGAGUGUACACACAGAGCCUGCUGGAUGACAAGCAGUUUGCCAAGUUGCACACAAAGGCAAACUUGAAGAAGUUCAUGGAAUAUGUCCAGAUACUGAAUGUGGAGAAGGUCAGCAGGCUGCUAGAGAAGGGACUGGACCCCAACUUCCAUGAUCCGGACAGUGGAGAAUGCCCUCUGACCAUGGCCGCUCAGCUGGAGUACUCCGCCGACAUGAUUAAAGCCCUGAGGAAUGGUGGCGCCCAUCUGGAUUUCCGGACGCGGGAAGGGAUGACGGCUCUCCACAAAGCAGUUCGGUGUCGGAAUCACACUGCCCUGAUGACGCUGCUGGACCUGGGGGCCUCUACUGAUUACAAGGACAGCCGUGGACUGACGCCUCUAUACCACAGUGCCAUGGUGGGCGGGGACCCCUACUGCUGUGAGCUGCUCUUGCACGACUACGCCAAGGUUGGCUGUGUGGACGAGAAUGGCUGGCAAGAAAUCCACCAGGCCUGUCGAUAUGGACACGUCCAGCACUUGGAGCACCUUCUCUUCUAUGGGGCCGACAUGACUGCACAGAAUGCCUCUGGGAACACAGCCCUCCAUGUCUGCGCUCUCUACAACCAGGAGAGCUGUGCUCGGGUUCUUCUCUUCCGUGGUGCAAGUAAAGAGAUCCGGAACUACAACAGUCAGACGGCAUUCCAGGUGGCCAUCAUUGCGGGGAAUUUUGAACUGGCCGAAAUCAUCAAAACUCACAAAGAAUCCGAUGUUGUGCCUUUUAGAGAAACUCCUAGCUACACAAAGAGGAGACGGAUCAUCAGUGUGGGUGGCCUCUCCUCCCCCCACCUGCUGCAGCGGUCGGCCAGCGACAACAACUUGAAGUCCGAGAGCCGCCCGUCCUACUCGCCAGUGCCCUCACUCCGCAGCCUGCCCCAACAGCUGCUGGCCCAGAUGCAGGAAGCAGCUGUCGGGGUGGGGGACAGCAGCCUGGUGAGCACGGGCAGCACUCGGAGUGCCCACAGUCGCUCCCCAUCGCUGCAGCGUGUGCAGGAGGAGAAGGAGGCGGAUGCCCACACGCUCAGGAGAAUCAGCCGUGGCAAAACCAGUUGGGCCCCCUCGUCCUAUUUCUUGCAGUGCCAACGCUUCCCCUUGCCUGCUCCUGCCGGCCCCUUCAAGCGGUGUGAGUCUUGCCCGACUAAAAUAAUCCUUUCCAACAGGCAUUCUCAGUGCCUCUUCGGCUUAGUGCUCAGUAUUGGAGAAGGAGGCUUUUGGGAAGGAACCGUGAAAGGACGGACUGGCUGGUUCCCCGCAGAAUGUGUCGAGGAGGUGCAGAUGCGGCAGUACGACUCCCGGCAAGAAACCAGAGAAGACCGGACCAAGAGGCUCUUCCGACACUACACGGUGGGCUCCUACGACACCUUCACCUCUCACAGCUUGGCUGCUAGCGUGCCUGUCAUAGGCAUGGAUUUCAUAGGGUUGCUACGUUUUACGGAUUUUUUCUACCCUGGAGAAAGCAGGCCAAACUUCACUGGCAUACGGGCAUUGCCAGUCGGUUCCAGCCGUGAAGACCUUGGGCACAAAACUACUGUCCCAGUGGAAAUACGGUUUCAGCUUUCAUCCCAAAAUUAA